This is a messenger RNA of Aureobasidium uvarum, 1803 nucleotides long. The record is from the annotation of a GenBank genome assembly. Lineage: Eukaryota; Fungi; Ascomycota; Dothideomycetes; Dothideales; Saccotheciaceae.
AUGUGGCACUUUCUCGAUCUGAACCAAGAGCAAAAGCUCGAGCGAAGACGCCUACUGGAUCUCUAUGGCUCGCUGGCUCAGAUUUCUGCUCUAAUACCUCUUGCUCUUCUUCAAGUGUACUUUCUUGCUGUCUGGUUACAGUGGAGAUGGUCUAAGAAACGCGAUGCAGACGGCAUACCCAGUACACCGCAGCUGAAGAAGCGGCGAUCGGAUGCAUUCAACGAACCUGCGAUAAGACUCCAGACCUUGCAGAGGAAAGCGAUCUGGUGGAUGGGCGAUACAUUCGUUAUCUGGGGGUCUCGAGUGGCAAAGGGAGAGAUUGUGGCGGGUGUGGUAUGGACGGCAUGGCUAAUCUUUUUGAGUUGCGUGCAAACACAAGGUGGUAUGUAUCGCCCGUUUUUCCAAGCACUGGUAGUUGCUAAGUUCUACUGUNNAGACUAUUUGCAUUUGACCAAGCGGUUUGGCAUUGUGGGUGCUUCACAGCUGCCUCUCCAGUAUCUUCUUGCUUUCAAGUCGCCGUUCAGCCCUAUCCAACACCUUACCAGAUGUUCAUGGACGACAUUGAAUGCAGCACAUCAAAUCCUGGGUCGCGUGUCGACAGUUCUGUUCUAUCUCCACGCCGGCUUCUAUUUAAAUUUCUUCAUCCAAGCACACGUUCUGGCAAAGCGCAUCAAAGACUGGGACGUCAUUCUCGGACUAGUCGGGACUGUUGCAUUCACAGCUGUGGGCACGACCGCACUGUCACCACUCCGAAAGUGGAGCUAUCGCGUUUUUUACACCACUCACGUCUCUCUGGCUAGCAUCUUGCUUCCCGUGCUCUACUUGCACGUCUCGCACCUACGCAUCUACAUUAUCGAAACAUUGAUAGUAUACGCACUACACCUAGCCCUACGCAUCCUCUCCGAACACAAAGUCCAGGGCUCCCUGACCUUAGUCCCCAACACGGCAAACCUGCUCGAACUCAGCAUUCGCAUCACGCAAAAGGAAGGGCAAAAGUACCACUCAAUCGCACAAUACCAACCAGGCCACCACGUCUACAUUUCCCUAGCACAAGCACCCUUCUACAAGCGAACUCUGAAAUCCAAAAACCCGUUUACGAUCGCUUCACUGCCUUCCUCAGACGGCACUCUCAAACUAGUAGCCAGAGUCCUCGAUGGCAAUACCGCAGCCCUCGCAAAAGCAGCAACAGAAGGCGCGACCGGAAAAGCAACUUCCAUACCUCUGAUCCUCGAAGGUCCUUAUGGGUUAUCAACACAUUCAAACACGUUGUUGCAAUACAAUCGUGUCUUGUUUAUAGCCGGUGGCGUGGGUGCUACCUUUGUGGUGCCGCUGUAUAGAACACUGCUCAAAGACCUCUCGCCCAGUCCCGGGAGCAGGAGAAGACAAAACGUCGCGUUCGUCUGGGUGGUCAGGGAUGAGGCAGAGACUAGCUGGGCGAUCCCCGAGGACGAGCAGGAGAGGCAAGGUAUGCAGGAGCGCAUGACUAUCUACGCCACCAGGAGCGGCAGAAUGGACAACGACGAGCACGAGCAAAAGACCAACGAUGCCGAUGAGGGCAUUGAGCUCGAGCGAUUGUUACCUAGUGGAGACAUCAACGACUCGGCACAGAAAUGGCAGAUCCACCCUGGACGACCGGACUUGGGUCAGAUGCUGGACGGAGUGUUCAGUCAUACGCGGGAUGAUACAAAGGUGGCAGUGCUCGUUUGUGGUCCAAGAUCAAUGGCGGACGAGGUCAGGAGGAAAACCCAGAAAUGGGUUGGCAAGCGAGACGUUUGGUUACACGUUGAGGCUUUUGGAUUGUGA